Lethenteron reissneri (Far Eastern brook lamprey) is the source of this 2326-nucleotide messenger RNA. It is a transcript of the gene GPR19, whose product is annotated as G protein-coupled receptor 19. The record is from RefSeq and is a predicted model, not a curated record. Gene Ontology annotation, molecular function: peptide binding; G protein-coupled receptor activity. Gene Ontology annotation, biological process: cellular response to hormone stimulus; G protein-coupled receptor signaling pathway. Lineage: Eukaryota; Metazoa; Chordata; Hyperoartia; Petromyzontiformes; Petromyzontidae. Gene Ontology annotation, cellular component: plasma membrane.
ACUUCCCAUCCGCAGCCUCAUUCGGAGCUCGUCAUCCAUCCGAGGAGGAGCGAGAGAGACGCUUUCGCGUCGGCACCGAAAUCCGCAAACAAAUAUCUUUGCGCUCACGUCUCGGCGGCGCACAGAGACGCACGCACGCGUGCGCACGCGUAUAUGGACGUAUACGUCGGAGCCGUAGGCACAUAGGAACGUGAGCACAGGGACGGACGGACGGCGGCGUGUGCGGCGAGACGAGAAGAUCACCGGGAGCGCAAUGAGCUCAAGAUGUCCCGUCGAGAAGCCAGCGCUGACCAGGGCAACUAUGAGCGCGGAUCAUCGAUGCCGAUAACUGUCGCGAGCCACACCCAGCACCAUGGAGUCGCAGGUGCCUCCACUGCUCGACUUGUCGGGCCCCUCCUCGUCCCCGUGCGGCGCCGCCUCCACCGCCGCCUCCGCCGCCGCCGCCGAUCCGCCCGCCGAGCUCCGCCCGGCCGAGGCGGUGGUGCUGUGCCUGCUCCUGUCGGCCUCGUGGCUCACGUCCGUCGCGGGCAACGCCCUCGUGUGCCUGGUCAUCCACCGCAGUCGCCGCACCCAGUCCACCACCAACUACUUCGUGGUGUCGGUGGCGUGCUCCGACCUGCUGCUGGCCGGCACGGCCGCGCCCCUCGCGGCGCUGCAGGUGGCGAUGUCGGGACGCUGGGUGGCGGGCGACGGCGUGUGCCGGGUGGCGAGGCUCGCGCUGUACCUGGCGCCGGCCGCCCAGAUCUACGUGCUGCUGUCCAUCUGCCUCGACCGCUUCUACACCAUCGUCUACCCGCUCAGCUUCAAGGUGUCCCGUGAGAAGGCCAAGCGCAUGAUCGGCGCCUCCUGGACCCUCACGGCCGUCCUGGCGUUGCCGGCGUUGUACUUCUACCGCGCGCGGGAGGGCUGGCCGGUGAGCUGCGCGUCGUACCUGCCGUACACUUGGGAGGGACUGCUUUACGGCUGCCUGCUGCUGCUGCUCGCGUUCGUGCUGCCCUGCGUCUUCAUGGUCCUCUUCUACCUGAAAAUCGUCAAGUACAUCUGGAGGAUCGGCUCCAACGGGCGCACGGUGCAGCGCACCAUGAACAGCGUGCCGCGCACGAAGGUCAAAACCAUCAAGAUGUUUCUCAUCCUCAACGCGGUCUUUCUCACUUCGUGGCUGCCCUUCUUCGCGCUCCAGGUCUGGCACCCGGGCGAGGACGAGCGAGCGGGCUCCGCCUCCACGUUCCUCGUCGUCUCGGCCCUGGCGCUCAGCUGCUCGGCCGCCAAGCCGACGCUCUACUGGGUGUACAACUCGAACUUCCGCCGCGGAGUCAAGGAGACGUUCUGCAUGGCGCCCAUGAAGUGCUACCGCAGCAACGCCUACACCAUCACGACGAGCUCGCGCAUCGCCAAGAAGAACCACGUGGGCAUCGUGGACCUGCCCGCGCCCAACAAGACCGUCACCAAGGACACGGUCUACGAGACGUUCGACAGGGACGCCAAGGAGAAGAAACUCGCCUGGCCCAUAAACACAAACUCGCCCAACACGUUCGUAUGACAGCGAUGACGGCGACGACGACGGUGAUGGCGGCGAACUCUGGACACGCCUUCGCUUUGCGCGAUUCAUCUUGCAAGAGGUCACGAUGGUACUUCUCCCGAUGUGACCUGAUGAUCAUUUUGGGUGCAGAUAACGCGCGCAGUCAACAUUUGGUGGUGAUACAUGGUGGAGCCGACAAGUGGGAGAGGACCACGACUUGUAGAUCAGAUGCCGGGCUAUGCACGGAGACCUCCCUUGGUGUCCAGUUUCGUACCAAUGUACAGAUUUGGCGACGUCACCCACCACAGCACAGCCCAUGAUACAAGGGUGACUAAUACCCACUGGACCGAGGGCAUUAUCAUGGCCUCUCUGGCAUCACAAGAGGCAGGCUACUGGAAAACUUGCUCCUAAUUAUUAUGAAUGCUAUGGACACAGUCGAAGAAUGUAAAAUACUGUACAUACGCAUGGCAAUGAAAUACAGGGUGAAAUGAUGCAGGACUUUUUACGUAUGUAAAUGUCACUUGGGAUCACUUUUGUUUCCUCUUUCCCUGAGGCAAGGGGUCUGCCGAUUGCACUCGCCUGCUUUGUUCGUAUGAGUUCGUCAUCACAACGGGGAGAGAGGGUGGGAGGGGGUGCUGCAGUGGCACAUGAAACCAAGCCGUUCCAACGCAAACCAAAGCAGUCAACGGAAUGGACGAACGUAUCGAUUGUUACCAAGUCGAGCUGAAAAAUGGCACGCAGGCUAGAUGUAUUGCGUGCGUAACGGUUGCGCAAAAAAAGCGAAAGCGAUAUUUUUUUGUUUAAAUA